UAGAAUGUGUUAUAUCUAGUCCUAGAUUUAAAUUUUUUUAGGACUAAGGGAGUACUAACUAUCAGAACAAUACUGAAAAUGGUAUUCGCGACGUGAUAGCCCGGUCAUAGAAAAAUUAAAAAUAUAAAGUGAGGCCCAUCUGUCAUCCUACACUAUUUCUCUCCUUCCUUCUCUACCGGACUUCCGCGGCGCCGCAAAAGUACGAAGGCAAUGAGUAGCGGAUGUACGCGUGCGCCGUCACUGGCCUCUACAUCCUCCAACCACUCCGUCGGCUUCCACGGCAACGGUGACCACCGACCACCGCCUCCCGCUUCAUGCCCAAGUACCCAAUCUGGAGACUGGAGCCACUGGACCUCAGGCUCAUCUGUGACGAGGAGCCAGUCGAGAGAGUUGGAGUCCGGGAGAGCCCCCAUGAGAAGGUAUUCGAGCGGCUAAGCCGGGAUGGUGCCAUCUCCACCGUCGCCGCCACCGUCACCGUCACCGUCACCGCCGCUGCCAGUGUUAGCCUCGACGUUGCCUGGGUGUCCGACCUCAUCAACUGAGGCUGUAUGUCUGAUGUCACUAUUGGAGCAGCUCCAAUGUGUGCAGAAAUCGAACUGAGUAUAUCGGAGACAGCACACUGGGAGAGUCGAUUGUUGUGUGUCAGAUAGCAAAAUCGAUCUCCAAAAUUGAGUUAGUGUUAGACAAUUAAAGUAUUAUUUGUUGCUGAUGGGGUUGAACAUAUUCGAGCCCAAUCAAAUAAUUUACAUUUUCCCCUUAACUUUUCUUGCUGUAUGUGAGUCCUAUAAAUCGAUGUGCACACUGCAGCCACCGAA
This is a messenger RNA of Oryza sativa Japonica Group (Japanese rice), 815 nucleotides long. The record is from RefSeq and is a predicted model, not a curated record. NCBI's taxonomy places the organism in Eukaryota, Viridiplantae, Streptophyta, Magnoliopsida, Poales, Poaceae.